Molecule: messenger RNA, 1014 nt
Organism: Hirsutella rhossiliensis
Lineage: Eukaryota; Fungi; Ascomycota; Sordariomycetes; Hypocreales; Ophiocordycipitaceae
Product: cytochrome p450 domain-containing protein
Exons: 2
Coding region: 1-1014 (337 amino acids)
Molecular function (GO): heme binding; iron ion binding; monooxygenase activity
Source: RefSeq, a predicted model, not a curated record
AUGCUGGCUUUAAUCCUCAUUGUCCUUGGCGUCGGCUCCGUCUAUGGGGCUGAGAGGAAUCCUAUGCGGGAUCCUGCGGUUAGUCGGGCAAUCUGGGCUAUUGACGAGAACUUUGCCCUGCUAGGCCUUGACAUAUUCCCUAGUCUCCUGGCUCCCAAGGCCAGCCGCGGACGGAAGCUUUUCUUUAACGCUAUGAGUAGGUAUUAUGCCGCGUGUGGGCAUACGACCGCCUCGGCACUUAUCCAAUCGCGUAUGCAGGUCAACCGCAAGUAUGGCGUCUCACAGGAGGAUAUUGCGCAUUUUGACCUGGCAGUUUGUAUCGCCCUGCUCGUUAAUACCGUCGCCGGUACGGCCUGGGUGCUCCUAUACGUCUACUCCGACGCCUCGCUCCUCGCAAGAGUGCGGAAGGAGAUCUACAAGUUCCUAGUAGUAGCGAGGAGAAAUGGAGUGCGCCGCGUCAAUAUUCGCAAAGUCGUCGACGAUGGCGCGUUCCUGACCUCGCUCGUCCGCGAGGUCCUCCGCGUGCAGAGCACAAACGCCUCCGGGCGCAUCGUCCUCGGGGACACACUGCUGGACAACGAGAUGCUGCUGAAGAAGAACGCGUUCCUGCUUAUCCCGUCGGCGGAGAUGCAUAGCAGCGAGUCGGCCUGGGGCCCAACUGCAUCGCAGUUCGAUCCGGAGCGCUUCAUCGAGAAGGAGGGCCAGUCAGCCCAUAGGGCACCAGCAGCUGCGCUUCAGACGUUUGGGAGCGGCGCGAGCGUGUGUCCCGGUCGCCACUUCGCGGAAAGCGAGAUCUUGGCUAUAUUGGUCAUCAUGGCGUUGAGGUACGAUCUCAGCCCGGUCGGCGGUGGCGAGUGGAGAAUGCCAAAGACGAGAAGCCAUAUUACUACAAGUACUCUAACGGCCUUGGACGAUGUUCGAGUUGAAUGGAGCGAGAGGAAGGAGGGGCGAGGACUUAAGUGGGAGUUGUAUGGAAGUCGGAGAGGGCCGUAUAACUUUCGCCUUUGGAGCUAA